Dunckerocampus dactyliophorus (ringed pipefish) is the source of this 5690-nucleotide messenger RNA. RefSeq names its product netrin 1b (gene ntn1b). The transcript has 7 exons. Gene Ontology annotation, molecular function: protein binding. Bases 211 to 2013 code for a protein of 600 amino acids. The record is from RefSeq and is a predicted model, not a curated record. NCBI's taxonomy places the organism in Eukaryota, Metazoa, Chordata, Actinopteri, Syngnathiformes, Syngnathidae.
GACAGAGCUCAGGGUGGGCAGAGGUGUGACAGAGUGUGGACACAAACGGGCAGAGAGACUCACUACCUUAUUUUUUUUAUCACAGAGAGAGAAAAAACUAAAUCAAGUUUUGGAGUGCGUAAAACUGGAAAGGUUAUGAUCCAUCUGUUUAGGACAGAGCAGUUUUAAUUGAAGUUAAUUUGGAGAAGUCACUGUGGUGCACGGACUACAAUGCAAAGGAUUUUGGAGCUUUGGCUCACCUCGGUGACACUUUACACUCUGACCCAGGGGGUCUUCGGUGGAUACGGGCUAAGCAUGUUUGCUGCCCAGUCCUCUCCUCCGGACCCGUGCUACGACGAGAACGGGAACCCUCGGAGGUGCAUCCCCGACUUUGUGAACUCAGCCUUCGGCAAGGACGUGCGCGUUUCCAGCACCUGUGGCUCCCCGGCGACAAGAUACUGCGUGGUGGCGGAGAAGGGCGAAGACAGAACGCGGGACUGUCACACGUGCGACGCGGGAGACCCCAAGAAGUCUCACCCGGCAGCGUAUUUAACAGACCUGAACAACCCGCACAACCUCACCUGCUGGCAGUCGGAGAAUUACGCGCAGUACCCCCAGAACGUCACCCUCACCUUGUCGCUGGGAAAGAAGUUUGAGGUCACCUACGUGAGCCUGCAGUUUUGCUCACCCAGACCAGAAUCCAUGGCCAUAUACAAGUCUAUGGACUAUGGUAAGUCCUGGGUUCCCUUCCAGUUCUACUCGACCCAGUGUAAGAAAAUGUACAACCGGCAGAACAAGGCGGUGAUCACCAAGCAGAACGAGCAGGAAGCCAUCUGCACGGACUCCCACACGGACAUGCAUCCUCUCACCGGCGGCCUCAUCGCCUUCAGCACCCUGGACGGAAGACCCUCAGCGCACGACUUCGACAACUCUCCGGUGCUCCAGGACUGGGUGACGGCCACCGACAUUAAGGUGAUCUUCAGCCGGCUGCACACCUUCGGGGACGAGAACGAGGACGACUCGGAGCUGGCCCGAGACUCCUACUACUACGCCGUGUCGGACCUGCAGGUGGGGGGACGGUGCAAGUGCAACGGUCACGCGUCCAAGUGCGUCAAGGACAGAGAAGGUCAUCUGGUGUGCGAGUGCAAGCACAACACGGCGGGACCUGAGUGCGACAGGUGCAAACCUUUCCACUAUGACCGACCCUGGCAGCGCGCCACCGCGAGGGAAGCCAACGAGUGUGUCGCGUGCCACUGCAACCUUCACGCCCGUCGCUGCCGCUUCAACAUGGAGCUGUACAAGCUGUCCGGCCGCAGAAGCGGAGGGGUGUGUCUGAACUGCCGUCACAACACAGCGGGCCGCCACUGCCACUACUGCAAGGAGGGUUUCUACAGAGACAUGACAAAGUCCAUCUCACACCGCAGAGCUUGCAAAGCAUGUGACUGCCAUCCUGUUGGAGCAGCAGGGAAGACAUGUAACCAGACAACAGGUCAAUGUCCCUGCAAGGAUGGAGUGGCAGGAAUCACUUGUAAUCGCUGUGCCAAGGGCUACCAGCAGAGUCGCUCUCCCAUAGCUCCCUGCAUCAAGAUUCCAGUCGCAUCUCCGACAGCAACUUACAGCAGCUACGACGAGACAUCAGAUUGCGACUCCCACUGUAAAGCUUCCAAAGGGAAGAUGAAGAUCACCAUGAAGAAGUACUGCAAAAAAGACUACGCUGUUCAAGUGCACGUGCUAAAAGGGGACAAGACAGGCGAGUGGUGGAAGUUCACCGUCAACAUCAUAUCGGUCUACAAACAAGGGGAGCACCGCAUCCGCCGUGGGGACCAGCUGCUGUGGGUGCGCGCUAAGGACGUGGCCUGCAAAUGCCCCAAGAUCAAACCCGGCAGGAAGUACCUGCUCUUGGGUUCAGACGACGACUCCCCUGGUCAGAGCGGAGUGGUGGCAGACAAGGGAAGCCUGCUCAUCCCUUGGAAGGACCUGUGGGGACGCCGCCUCAGGAAGUUCCAGCAGCGCGACAAGAGGGGGAAGUGCUAGAGAACAGUAGAAGGGGAGAAAGUGUGGGGAGAAGUGGAGGCAAAUCUCCAAAGGGAUGGCUAAAACAAAACUGGAAGAAUAAUACCUAGAAAGGUGAAAAUUUGGAGGGAUGACUGCUGUUGCUCUGAGUUUGGACAAAAGAUUUUUUUUUUUUAUGAGUUUUUGGUAAGGUUUGUGAAGGAGCCCAUUUUAUGGUCAUUCUGUUUCUGUUUGUCUGUUUGGAAUUGCAGAGUUUGCACCGAAUGUUUAUUAUGAGUCACAUACGGAAUAUUCUACCCACCAUGCUAUUAAUUGUCCUAAAUUCCCUUUUCAUCUAUACAGUGGAACCUACGUAUGUCACCAAUCAGCCUAUUUUGAACAAGUCAUCAAGUACCCGUCCAUCGUGCUAUGCUUGUAAAAUAGGAUAUUUACACAGACAUACACACUAUAAACCUUGCAGUCCUACCUACGCUCGGUGUUCCAAGUGUCACUCGCCAGCUCAGGUGAGACGCUUCUUUUCAUUCAUUGGAGAUCAACAGCUGCAAGCAGUCCAGGCAGAAGCGGUAGUAAUUCUACCCUUGAUCAAAUUUACUUAAGAUUUGUCAGAUCAAAACACCCAUCCAUCCAUUUUCUAUUCUGCUUAUCCUCACUAGGGUCGCGGGGGGUAUGUUGGAGCCUAUCCCAGCCGUCACCAGCCAAUCGCAUGGCACAUAUACUGUAGAUAAUCAACACACUCACUUUCACACUUAUGGACAAUUUAGAGUCUCCAAUGAAUUUAACAUGCAUAUUUGUGGAGGAAACCGGAGUACCCGGAGAAAACCCGAUUACAAACAGAGAUUCGAACCCAGAUCUUCCCGAUCUCCUGCCUGCUAACCAUUAGCCGUGUGGCUGCAUCAAAACUAGAUCAGGCUACUGUUGCAGUCGUAAUCUAAAAACUCAACUCUGAACCCCCGAAGUCAUUUCAUGUGCUCCACACAUCCAGAACACAUUUAUUGCAACACACACAAGUAUGAUUCUUAUUUACUGAAUGUCUUAAAUGACUUCUUUUCUCUAAUUAUGUCUACUAUAUUGGGUAAUAUGAGUGUGAAGGUGACUAUGGGGUGUUAUUUCAUGCCUAGGGGGCUCUAAUAAUGUUAAAAACUGUAUUUAGAAGGUUGUAAACAGGUUUUUGAUGCUCUAACUAUGAAAAUAUUUGAUUUAUUAAGGAAUCGUACUUAAUAAAUCAAUAAAUUCACUUAUCACGGUCAGGUCUGGAACCAAUGAAUGCUACAGUAUCAUAUGAAAACAGAAGAAUCCAAAUAAAAAUAUGCACAAAUGGAGGAAGGUUAAAAAAACAUGACGUAGGUUCAAAAAUCCUUUAUUAUUGACCAUUUUCCUUAUGUCUUUGGCCAAAGUCACAAGUAAAUGUGCAAGCAAUGGUAAGUUUUAAAUAUGUCAGCCAAUCCAACAGGCGUCCAAUUAAACAGGUUCCACUGUAUCCCUCUUUGGCCUUUUUAGCGAAUCUCUCUAACUGAACAUUCAUUGAUUCUUCUUUUAAAAAAAUAAAAAAUGCUCUUUUAAGCUGCCACACUCAAGUGAAAUUGUGAAAGUGUUCCUAACUGUGGUCUCGUGUGUCAGUGUUACCUCAGAAAAACACCGCAGACAAACGGCAUAAUGGUCCAUGCGUGGUACCAGUAUUUGCUCACAGUGGUGACCUCUGCAAUGUAAAGUUAACUAUGUGCAUAUGUAGACGCUAGAUAGACGAUGUCACAGCAUCGACCAGAUGUAGACUAGACGAGUCAACCCUGCACUUAUUUUGACUAGCUGACUAUGUUAGAACAUAUGAGAUAUGUUCAUAUUUGUAGUGGCACACAAACAGGUAGUACAUAUCCUAUACGGUGCCAUUUGAUGCAAAAUAUCUGUAUAGUUACAACUUGACUGAUGUGAUAUUAACAACCAUUGGAAAAUGCCACUUGUACAGAUAAUACUCACAUUUUUUUAAGCAUUGCUUUUACUACCGAUAAGUGACCAACAAUUAACUUUUUUUUAAUUACAAGCUCCGCAGUUUUUUGCUUUUGAAACAGUCACUUAGAGAAUGUAUUUUUUUUUUCCAUGGAAGUAAAAACACAUUAAGCUGCUGCUGUAAAGUGGACUUUUAUUUUGAGUUGCCUGAUAACCAUACCUGUCGACCCUCCCGUAUAUUGCCCUUCUUUCCUGGCGCCCAAGCACGCCAGUACAGAACUACAAGUACAACGGCGUAUCGGGGCCACCUUGAAAAAAAAAAAAUCUGAGAUUUCGAGAAUAAAGUCGUGAAUUUACGAAAAAAAAAGUUGUCAAUUUAGGAGAAAAAAAGUCUUACGUUCACGAGAAUAAAAUUAAUAAUAAUAAUAAGGUAACAUUACCUCUGCCCAAGGCCAAAGGUCACAUCAGUCACGCCUUUUCAUAGAUGUCUCAGGCAAUGCCUGAAUGCCAAAUGUCAAAUUACGAGUUUUUUCUCGUAGUAUUAUUGUUUUGUCGUAAAUGUACGGCUUUAUUGUCUCAUGCCUCAGGCAUUGCCUGAGACAGCUAUGAAAAGGGGGGACAAAUGUGACCUUUGGCCUUGGGAAAGUGGAGGGUGCGGGGUAAGGAAGGCGGAAGUGAGAAGGGCUAGACGUGCUAAUCUGUUCGUGCUCGACUGCUCUGUUUUGCUGCCACGUUAUAAAUAAAAGAUUGCCUGAAGCAGCAGGAAAGUUUCCUUCCUUCCUGAAGAGCUAUGCUCUAUUUUCCCUCUGACACGUACGACACGAUGACAUGUAAUAUUAGGACUUUAUUCUUCGAAUAUUACUCCUUUUUUUCUCGUAAAUUUACACGUUUUUUUCUCGUCAAUUUACGACUUUAUUCUCGAAAUCUCCCUUUUUUUUUCAAUGUGGCUCUAAUACCCUAUCGUACAAAACACACAAAAAGACCGUAAUUUUCCCAAAAAUGUCUCUUAUUUUCAAAUGUUGACACAUAUGCUGAUAACAUUAGCUGAUUAUUUUUUUUUAUUCCAAAAACAAUGCUUAGACCACUUAAAUUGUUGACUUUUUACUAUUACUGACACCUAUUGUGAUGAACGUACACAUACAGAUUUGUACUGUACUUCACCUCAAAGCAGCAUAUCCAUUUUUAAUACUUGGUACUUGCUUUUUUUUUUAACUAUUCUUCAGUGUCGUUACCAGGAUAAUGGAUACUAGAACAUAGUGGAGCAUUUUCACGUGUAAACCAAAUUGAGUUUGCACAAAUUCAAAAACAUGCACAGCCGCAUCCAAAUACACUUAGGACCACAUGGGUGCACCUCCAUACUGUAUGUAUUGGACAUUAUGCUUUUGCAGAAAGGUACUCCGACCAUACUUCUGCCCCACCCCCAACUGUUUAAUAUCAGAAUAAUCAUCUGCUUAUGUUUAUACAUUGACUUGUAAAUGUUGUCUAGCAGUGUCCAUUGCAAAACGUUGUGUAAUGUCUUGUAAUACUAAUAUAUUAUGUUUAUCUCAAAGGAAUAUAUUUAAUGACGUGAAACAUUGCAGCUUUGUGGUUCUCUUUUUUUUUUUUUUCUUUUAUACUUUGGUUACUUUUUGCAUUGAAUUAGAGAUGACUGUAAUGAAAAGUAUUAUGUGUUUGCCAGUUGAACAGCCGGAUAGAAGCGAAAAUUAAUUCAUCUGAAAUAAAGUGAUGUAAGGUAUGAAAAAAACAAAAAAUGAUGA